AUGUCCUACAGUGUAAAGAAAAUGGGUGGUCGCCGACGUACCUCCACGGCUCAAGGAGAAGUGUCAGAAAUGAGCCCCACCGGUUCGGAUUCGUCUGUUUAUUCGGAUAAGAAGAAGCAAACACAUCUUCGAUGUGAACGACAACGGCGAGAGGCUAUCAAUAGCGGGUAUUCUGACUUGAAAGAGCUAAUUCCGCAAACAGCUUCUGCUAUGGGAUGUAAAACCACAAACGCGGCCAUACUAUUCAGGGCUUGUGACUACAUGCAUCAGUUAUCGUCCGAAGUUAAAGACAAUGAGAAAGAGAUACGACAGCUCAGUGCUCAGAUUUCUGCGCUAGAGAUGAUUGCGAGUCAGUAUGAAGCUAUGGCUGCUGAAGCUCCUCCAAGUGCCACCUCUUCAUUGCAAACUCAAAUGUUGCAAAUUCUGCUUGAUGACUGCUUCUCAUCGUUCGUUGAAAAGGUGGACUUCUCAUCGUAUGCAACCAUUACACGAACACUUGCUCACAUGGGUAGAGCAAAUUGCAGCUCAUAA
Ostertagia ostertagi is the source of this 531-nucleotide messenger RNA. The record is from the annotation of a GenBank genome assembly. Lineage: Eukaryota; Metazoa; Nematoda; Chromadorea; Rhabditida; Trichostrongylidae.